CGGAUACCGUGCCAGUCGGCGACGAUGGGCAAUGGCAUCUCGAGCCCACCGGGCGAGAAGCUCAUCGGGCUGGCCAACUUCGGCAACACGUGCUACUGCAACGCUGUGCUCCAAGUACUCUACUUCUGCGAGCCAUUCCGAGCUGGGCUUGCGGCGCACCACCGCCUCAAGGGCAAGAAGGGUGAAGCGACGCUUCUUGACUGCCUCGCCGAGCUCUUUGAGAAGAUAUCAACGCAAAAGCGAGCGACGGGCACAGUCACGCCCAAGUCGUUUGUUGCCAAGUUGCAGCACGACAACGAGACGUUUCGGGGCACUCUGCAUCAGGACGCCCAUGAGUUUCUCAAUUAUGUUGUCAACGCUAUCUGUGACUUGGUCCAAGCAGAAACAGCGAACAAGGAGCGAACGUGGGUUCACGAACUAUUUGAGGGCACGCUGACGAACGAGACGACGUGCUUGGGCUGCCAUGCCGUCUCACGCCGAGACGAGACUUUCUUGGACCUGAGCGUCGAGAUCGAGCCGCAUGCGUCCCUAACGUUUUGCCUGAAGCAGUUUGGUAUGGUCGAGACAUUGUCUGGCGACGACCAGUUCUCUUGCGAUGCGUGCCACAGCCGCCAGGAUGCAGAGAAGCGGCUUUUCUUGCGAGAGACGCCGCCUGUGCUGGCGUUGCACCUCAAGCGCUUCAAAUUCAUGGAAGCAUCUCAAUCGUUCGCCAAGCUAUUUCAUCGCGUGCUCUUCCCAGACGAACUUCAACUGCCUUCGCGCCUCAUGCUGUCGACGUCAAAUGAGACCUACGACCUUUUUGGCAUUGUCGUGCACAUUGGAAAUGGACUCGAUGAAGGCCAUUAUGUGAGCUUGAUUUUGUGGAAGACACAAUGGCUUCUCUUUGACGACGAUCAUGUGUCGAAAGUCGACGAAGGCAUGCUCGAUGUGUGCUAUGGCGACGGCGACGCGACAACAUCCAGUGCGACGGGGUACCUCCUCUUCUACAAGCGGCGAUAGACAGCGACAACAUUCGACGCAACCUCCUCGUUGUUGUCAUAUACUACAGUAACUUGGACACGUGGCUUACGACGACUUUUCCAUGAGAUGGAUCGGCUUGAGGAUCGAAACCUUGUUGGUCUCGACGAUGCAGCCAUUCAUGAUCAUUUCGUC
Saprolegnia diclina VS20 is the source of this 1152-nucleotide messenger RNA. RefSeq lists its product as hypothetical. Gene Ontology annotation, molecular function: cysteine-type endopeptidase activity; cysteine-type deubiquitinase activity. Gene Ontology annotation, cellular component: nucleus; cytosol. Gene Ontology annotation, biological process: protein deubiquitination. The record is from RefSeq and is a predicted model, not a curated record. NCBI's taxonomy places the organism in Eukaryota, Oomycota, Saprolegniomycetes, Saprolegniales, Saprolegniaceae. The coding region runs from base 25 to 999 and encodes 324 amino acids. The transcript has 8 exons.